Messenger RNA from Cheilinus undulatus (humphead wrasse), 1758 nucleotides. Its product is annotated as coiled-coil domain-containing glutamate-rich protein 1. Lineage: Eukaryota; Metazoa; Chordata; Actinopteri; Labriformes; Labridae. The coding region runs from base 434 to 1117 and encodes 227 amino acids. The record is from RefSeq and is a predicted model, not a curated record. The transcript has a single exon.
CACAGCUGAGUACGCUAUAGCUGCUGGUCUGAAACUGAGAAUUAACAGCCUUAAAUCAGCAAGAAGACGCUUAAAACCCCUCCACAGCUCACCUCAGUUCACUAAUCAGAGCUGUAAGGAGCUGCUUUGACUUUCAGAGAGGUGAAGAAGCGAGAUAAGACAGACAGAGGAGGGCGUGACAGGGAGCCAGCCGAGCAGGCAAGCUGCUGCUGCAAGGGGAGGAAGAGCAGGCAAUGCACCAGCCAAAGCCAGAGGUCAAGAAAAAAAGUGAUAGAAUAGUGAAAAGGUAGACUCUGAGCGAGAGGAGGGUCAUUUGUGAUCUGAGCCAGAAAAACUGUAAGCAGCCUCUCUUUGUUGUUGCCACUGAGCGAGAAGGAGGAUGUGAAGGAGAGCAGCAGGGAGGAAGGGAGGACACUGCGAGAAAGACAAGAAAAUGCUCUCUGAGAUGAUGUGCAGGAGGAGCUGCCAGCAGCAGCAGCAGGAGCAGGAUGGAAAAGGAGCUCCACAGAGGGAGCCUUCCAGCCGCAGGAGGCACGGCUGGUCAAAGAGCUGCGGGGGGCGCCUGCAGGGGCGGAGGACAGGAGGGGGAGGGUGGCAGAGAGGGCGCAAUCACCAACAGCACCCUCAGCGUCAUCAUCCUUUUUACAAUCAGACCAGACACCUUCGAAGGCAGGUGAUGUCUCUCCGGCCUGUUAAUGUCAAAGGUAAUAGAGCAAGGGGGAUGAGAGCCCCAAAGAACACCAACCAGUUUCUGAUGCACGAGAAGUAUCAGAUGCUGCACAUGAGGUCCGAUUCGGUGGGGAGCGACAGUGGCAGCAGCUCCGACAGCGACAUGGAGCUCACCGAUAUGGACUCAUACCUGGGCGUCCUGGAGAACGCCAGAGGAGGCUUAUUGGACAGUCCCAGCCCACACGGUUCAACGACACCACCUGGGCAGAUCCUGGUACUGCAUGAAGACAGUGUGAGUCUGCGUGAGGACAGUCUGCGUCUACAUGAGGACAAUCUGCGUCUGCAAGAGGACAGCAUGCAGUAUUUCCCCUCUGAAGACGACCUGAUUCAGAGCCAGAACUUCAUGCAGAGGGACUUUGUUGAGUUCUGUGACAUCCUGACGUCCUGAAGGGAAACUUUCAGGGAGCCAUUUUGUUCUCAGCAGAGAGAACCUCAAACCUCAGACUGAACGGGGUCAGGUUUGUUCUGCUUCAUGUUCACAGACAAUAAAUCUCCAUCUUUUUUAUGUUUUGUAGCCUUAAAGUCUUAAGGAUCUGCUUGCAGGGUGAGAUGAUUUUACCAGUUCCCUGCAGGGAAUAUCUUUAAAAACAUUUCUGUGAUCUUUGUCACUUAGUCAUUAUUAAUGACACUGGCACUGAUGUUUAGAAAAGAACAAGGGGGACUGCACUGAGAAAAGUGAAAUUAUCUCACCCUGUUUGUGCUUUUUAAGGUUUAAGAUAAACCUGAAUGUGAGAUAAAAUGACAUUUUUUUAUGACAGAUGUUUUUUUUUACAUCAUGUAUGGUUGAUGUUUGGUCAUGUACUGUGUGUCUGGGCACUGUAAAGUGCUGCUUUUCUGUUGUUGUUGUUGCACACAAAGGGAGAUUGGCUGAGUAGUGGGAGUGAGCCGGAACAGCCAAUCAGCAUCAAGCUGGCUGGAUUAGGCUGCAUAUGAUUGGCUGAUGCAGACUGUCAUUAUCAAGAAAAGCCCUUAACUGUACAGUAUAAAAACUCCAAAAACCACACAAAUAAAUAUCUGACUGUUUUAAAA